UGCAUAGAAUAGAAGUAUAGAACUUCAGCUUCUCGAGUGUCCGCGGGGAGAGAAAUCUGCGUGUUCUUGGGCGCGAGAACGAUCUCGGAUCACAGACCUGCCAUUGUCACCAUGUUUGAUGACCAAGAUUUGGGAUUCUUUGCCAGUUUUCUUGGCAUUUUUAUAUUUGUCCUGGUAAUUGCUUACCAUUAUGUGAUGGCUGAUCCAAAAUAUGAAGGCAACUGAACACUUGUUUCUCUUGAUCUUGAACCUAAGACAGUUUUGUUAACAGGAUUAGUUUACAAGUUGAAAUAGAUUUUAUGUAGUUAAAAGAUUUCUAUUCUUCUUCAAUGCAGUAUUAUGAUAUGAUAGACCCAUUGCUUCCCUGA
This is a messenger RNA of Nelumbo nucifera (sacred lotus), 368 nucleotides long. The record is from RefSeq and is a predicted model, not a curated record. Lineage: Eukaryota; Viridiplantae; Streptophyta; Magnoliopsida; Proteales; Nelumbonaceae.